This is a messenger RNA of Carya illinoinensis, 2148 nucleotides long. Its product is annotated as pollen receptor-like kinase 4. Gene Ontology annotation, biological process: protein phosphorylation. NCBI's taxonomy places the organism in Eukaryota, Viridiplantae, Streptophyta, Magnoliopsida, Fagales, Juglandaceae. The record is from RefSeq and is a predicted model, not a curated record. The coding region runs from base 172 to 2097 and encodes 641 amino acids. The transcript is spliced from 3 exons. Gene Ontology annotation, molecular function: protein kinase activity; protein binding; ATP binding.
UCGUUGCAAAUCAUUCACUACUACGUGUUGAUUGGUUUGCCUUCCUUUGUACCACCCUUUUCGGUUCUUGGCCUUUGACGCUCCCUUCGUCUUCUCCACCGUAAGCCCAUUUUUGCCUUUCCAGCCAUCCGUGAUCACACGGGCGGCACCGUCUUCAGGCUGCUCGCAGAAAUGAUAACGGGUGCGCGCUGGGCUAAACUUAGGCGCGCACCAAGCCCUGCAGCAUUCAUAUUCUUCACCCUUGUUGUCAUGCUGUCAUGGACCGUCGUGCCAUCCUUUGGUGCGUCAGACAAGGAGAUACUCAUGAAGUUUAAGAAGUCUGUAACGCAUGCAAACGCUCUCAGCAACUGGGAUCCUAAAGUAAGCCCGUGUGAAGGAAACAGGGGAAAUUGGGUUGGUGUAAUUUGUGUAAAAGGGAGUGUUCGGGGUUUGAUGAUCGAAAAUAGUGGAUUGACGGGUACGAUAGACGUGGAUUCUCUUGUUUCCUUGCGUCACUUGACGACCUUAAGCUUCAUGAACAAUACGUUUGCAGGCCCAUGGCCUGAUAUUAAGAAACUAAGUGCAUUGAGAUCGGUGUAUUUAUCGUAUAAUCAUUUCUCUGGAGAGAUUCCGGAUGAUGCCUUUGCCGGUAUGAGUUUCUUGCAGAAAGUGUUUUUGGCAAAUAAUGAGUUUACGGGUAAAAUACCUUCAUCCCUUGCUGCCUUACCUAGGCUUUUCAUGUUGGGACUUGCUGGAAACAAAUUUGAAGGCCAAAUACCCAAUUUUCAGCAGAAGAAUUUCAAGGAGUUUAAUGUCUCUAACAAUAAUUUGGAGGGUCCGAUCCCUGCCAGCUUGAGCAAGAUCGAGUCCGACAGUUUUUCAGGCAAUGAAUAUCUAUGCGACCCACCUCUGGAAUCAUGCGACUACUAUCGUAAGAGACUACCAGUUCUAAAAAUCGCCCUUAUUGGGAUAAUUGUAGUACUUCUCAUAGCAGUAAUUGCUGCACUUUUCUUCAUAUUAAACUUGAAAAAGAAAUCAUCACCAGCAGAUGGAUCAUUAACGUUGAAAGACAAAAACAAGAUUAAUGUUGCUACCCAUACAGACAUAGUAGCGGAACAGAAAUUGCCAGAGAAGAGUGGGAAUACGAGUAAAGCCGAAUAUGGGAAGUUGUCAUUCUUGAGAGAGGACAGAGAGAAGUUUGGUUUGGAAGACUUGCUAAGAUCCUCAGCUGAAGUUUUGGGAAGUGCGACAUUUGGAUCUUCGUACAGGGCCAUGAUAAUGGGUGAGAAAUCCAUGGUGGUAAAGAGGUACAAGCAUAUGAACAAUGUGGGAAGGGGGGAGUUAGAUGAGCAUAUGAGAAGGCUGGGAAGAUUAAGUCAUGCCAACUUGCUGCCUCUUGUGGCAUAUUAUUAUAGGAAAGAUGAGAAGCUGUUGAUUUGUGACUUUGUUGAGAAUGGAAGCUUAGCUAGUGCCCUUCAUGGCAAUCAUAAUGAAGAACAGCCUGCACUAGAUUGGCCAACCCGUUUGAGAAUUAUCAAAGGCGUAGCUAGUGGCUUGGCUUACCUUUAUGAUGCAAUCCAUAGCCUAAUUGUACCCAAUGGACAUCUGAAAUCUUCCAAUGUGCUUCUAGACGGAUCCUACAAUCCUUUAUUGACUGAUUAUGCUCUAACCCCUGUGAUCAACCAAGAUAUUGCCCAAAAGACCAUGAUUGCUUACAAGUCGCCUGAGUUCGCGCAACAUGGCCGGAUAACAAAGAAGACCGAUGUAUGGAGCUUCGGAAUACUGAUCUUGGAGAUUUUAACAGGAAGGUUUCCCGAGAACUAUCUCACACAAGCACAUGAUCCUAAUGCGGAUUUGGCUUCUUGGGUCAACACAAUGAUUAAGGAAAAGCGGACGAGUGAAGUGUUUGAUUCAGACAUGGGGGGAGCAAGGGAUAGUAAAAGUGAACUUCUAAAGCUUUUGAAGAUUGGAUUGAGUUGUUGUGAGGAGGAUGUGGAGAGAAGAUUGUGUAUGAAAGAAGCUGUUGAGAGGAUUGAAGAGUUAAAGGAGGGAGAAAGCGUGGGAGAAUAUACUUUAAAUGUUAGCAACGAUAGGGAUGUAUAUUCCUUCGGUGUGUAAAACUAAAACAUGAUUAAUGAUUUCUCCAUAUACCUUAGGUUUAAUUUGGUA